AUGGCACCCAGUAAAUUGUCGAAUGAUGCCCGAAAGAAGCUGGCAGCAAACUUGCAGGUUUUGCGGCGGUACGACGACCAAAUCGAUGCUAUCGUUGACACGACCAGCCACGUAGUUUUGUACCAGUUCGAGGAGUCGACCCAGUCGUGGGUAAGCAAACAAGGAGUUGAGGGCGCGCUUUUCGUUUACAAGAGGUCGUCGGCGCCGUACUACGGAUUUACGAUUUUGAACCGAGUGGGGCUGGAGAACUAUACGGAGCUUCUCAGCGCGGACAUGAGCUUUCAGGCGUCGGAUCAGAUUGCGAUAUAUACAUCGAAGAACGGCGGCGGCAUUGUUGGAAUCUGGAUUUAUGAGGAGACCGACAGAGUGCGGAUCCCCGAGCAGCUGAGC
Messenger RNA from Kickxella alabastrina, 390 nucleotides. RefSeq lists its product as uncharacterized. The transcript has 3 exons. Gene Ontology annotation, cellular component: P-body. The record is from RefSeq and is a predicted model, not a curated record. Lineage: Eukaryota; Fungi; Kickxellomycota; Kickxellomycetes; Kickxellales; Kickxellaceae. The annotation marks the transcript as partial. Gene Ontology annotation, biological process: positive regulation of catalytic activity; deadenylation-dependent decapping of nuclear-transcribed mRNA; deadenylation-independent decapping of nuclear-transcribed mRNA. Gene Ontology annotation, molecular function: enzyme activator activity; mRNA binding.